UUUUAAUCCUCUGCCGCAGCAGCAGAUCAGCCGGUAACGCGAAGAGGGGGAUGCGCGGUCGGUCGGACGGACGGGUAGAACGGCUAAAAUAAAGCCGCAGACGAUUAAAUGCGAGCGCAAAUAUAUAUAGAGAAUAAAAAGGCGACCGACUCGAUCGAAAGCUCCUCCUCUCUCGCUCCAAACAGGCUAUAGGACGUUCCAGGACACUGUGCAUUCUCGUAUUGUUCUUGACAGAGCCUGGGAAUACGAAAGCUGGCGUUUUUUCUGGACGCAAAUAAAUGGGUGAUUACGGGUUCGGCUUGUUGCAGACAGCGAACAUCAGCAGCGGCACGUCACUGUUCGGUGGAGGCGCGUUCACACCCUAUUCUCCGGUGCGCCUCUGUGGCUCGCCUCUGGUGUCCACUCUAUUCCCGUCACAUCAGCACAACAUGCAGGAUGAGCCUGCGGGGUUGACAGCCUCUCAGUCCAGCGAGACCAGCAGCAGUAGCAGCAGCGAUCUGAACCAUUUCUCCUCUGUAGGUCAAGCGCAGACAGUCAGUGACCUUCAGCACGGCCAACAGCCCUACUCAUCCGCGGGCCUCGAUACCGAUGCGCCAUCGCCCGUGAAUCCCAAUAAGGUCAGGAUCCAAAUGGAAUCCCCAAGCGCCCACCAUGUCACCAACGCAAACGGAACCGGUGGCAAUAACAUGCUCGGAUCCGCUUUUGCGAACAUCCCCCAUCAGGAGAUGCAGAACCCCGGGGGCGGCGUCGGUGGCACGGCUUCCCCAACCCUGCCCGGUUUCGGAACGCCGUGGUCCGUUCAGACGAACUCCCCGCCUCCACCCGUCACCAAUUCCGCCAACGCAAUAAACCCGAUAUCCGCCACCGAACCUGACAACUUCUUCCACGGCAUCCCGUCCUCUAUCAACCCCGGCUUCUUCCAAAGCUUUUCGCCCAAUCCGUGCCCAGUGCAGGGCUUCAGCAGUAGCUUCUCUCCCCAGAUGAACGUGCCCCCUCAGCAGCCGCAGAGCCGCCGGUCCCCGGUCAGCCCGCAGAUGCCGCUGCAGCAGGGCGCCUUUCUGCAGCAGCGGAACAACUACAAUCACCACCAGCCCAUGAUGAAGCAGUCUCCAUGGGGUAACCACCAGGGCAGCGGCUGGAACUCUGGCGGGAUGUCCUGGGGCAGAGACCACCGGCGUGGGGGUGGCAUGGGUGUACCUGGCUCGAUAUCUCCCAUGAAAAAACCUUUCUCCAGCAACAUCAUCGCUCCGCCGAAAUUUCCCCGCUCCGCUGGCUCCCUGGGACCAAAGUCCUGGAUAGAAGAAAAUAUGUUCCGUACCGACAACAACAGCAACACACUGCUGCCCCUGCAGGAUCGGUCCAGGAUGUAUGACAGUCUGAACAUGCACUCGCUGGAGAGUUCCCUGAUCGACAUCAUGAGGGCAGAGCAGGACCCUUUGAAGGGCCGUGUGGGAUGCCCCCGCCCAGGUGUUGACGGCCUACUCAUGCUCAAUGCCAGGAGCUAUGGGAGACGACGAGGACGCUCCUCCCUCUUCCCCAUUGACGACGGUCUCCUUGACGACAGCCACGGCAACCAGGGUGUCCCGGGAGUCCUGGGGUCUCCUCACUGUUACCCCCAUCAGAACGGGGAACGCAUCGAGAGGUUCUCCCGCAAAGUGUUUGUUGGCGGCCUACCCCCAGACAUUGACGAAGAUGAAAUCACAAGCAGUUUUAGACGCUUUGGUCACCUGAUUGUUGAUUGGCCACACAAAGCUGAGAGCAAGUCUUACUUUCCUCCUAAAGGUUACGCCUUCCUCCUGUUUCAAGAGGAGACCUCGGUUCAGGCCCUUAUUGAAGCCUGUUUGGAGGAGGAUGGGAAACUCUACCUGUGUGUGUCAAGCCCCACCAUCAAAGACAAGCCUGUCCAGAUUCGUCCAUGGAAUCUGAGUGACAGUGAUUUUGUGAUGGACGGAUCUCAGCCACUGGACCCUCGCAAGACCAUCUUUGUAGGAGGAGUGCCACGCCCACUCAGAGCAGUGGAGCUGGCUAUCAUCAUGGACCGCUUGUAUGGUGGGGUGUGUUACGCGGGUAUUGACACUGAUCCAGAACUGAAGUACCCAAAGGGGGCAGGGCGUGUGGCCUUCUCCAAUCAGCAGAGCUACAUCGCUGCCAUCAGCGCCCGCUUCGUCCAGCUGCAGCAUGGUGACAUCGACAAACGGGUGGAGGUGAAACCGUAUGUGUUGGAUGACCAGCUAUGUGAUGAAUGUCAGGGUGCACGUUGCGGCGGAAAGUUCGCCCCGUUCUUUUGCGCUAAUGUCACCUGCCUGCAGUAUUACUGCGAGUUCUGUUGGGCAAACAUCCACUCCCGCGCCGGCCGCGAAUUCCACAAGCCACUCGUGAAAGAGGGAGCCGACCGUCCUCGCCAGAUCCACUUCCGAUGGAACUAAAGAUUGGAAUUCAGGGAGAGCUGGGAAUGCUAGCAUGCAAGACAUCAUAGAAACAACACGUCUGCAGUGGAUAAAGAGUUGCUUUGUUUAUUGGCCCUUAAACCCAAGCUGUCAGUAUAGUUACGUGACCAUAUACAGUAUAUAGAGAAUAUAUAUGACUAUAAAUAUAAAAAUAUAUCUUUAUCUUUUGUAGCAGCCAGAAACACACAAGCCUCAGUUUAUUUCACCAAACCACUUCUUCUCCCUCCAUGCACAUCUCAGGCUCAAAACAGCAUUUUUGUGGUACUUUCGUGUUUUUUUAAAAGGAGGUUAAGAAAAAAAGAGUUUGAUUUUUGUAGUUUUUUUCAAAUUAUUUUUAUAUGUGAGAUUUGAAAAGUAGAAACAAGAAUGUUUUCGCUGGGGGGGUGGGGGGGUCUGUCCAUUCUGUUAGUUCAUUUGUUUGUCUACGUGUUCGUCUGCUGCUAAAUCAUCCCCCCCAGUGGGCAAAGUGGGCAUUUGUCUCUAGAAAAACCUUGAUAACGUAAUCUCUGAUGCCUGGCCUGUUUCUCGAACCAAAGGUAGCAAAACAUGCGGCCUGAAAAAGAGACAUUUCUGCCGCGGAAUAAUUAAAAUAAAAAUUUAAAAACAUUAUAUUUUCCCCUCUUCUAUUGUUUUGAUGUGCUCCAAUGUGCUCUUAGCAGGAAUAGGAAUGAUUCAAUAAUUUUCCACUGGUAAAAAAGAUAAUACCUCAGAAUAUAAAAUCUGGCUUGUUAUUGCUCUACUCUUGCAAUUUAAUCACAAGCUAUAGAAGCUUUGCUGCUAUAUAGGAUAUUCCGAAUAGAUAGUGUAGGUGUUCUGUGUGAUGCCAAUGGUGAAUUUGCAAACAGAAAUGCAGUCUGUUCCAUCUCAAAAAGGCAUGGCUGAUCAUCGCCAUGGAAACACAGAAUGUGAAAACUUGCAUGCAUGUUUGUGGUUGUACAUCAUUUGCAUGCAGUGUAAAAGUUAAGAGCACAUAAAAGAAAAGAUAAAAAACAAACAAAACAUGAUGCAUAUUAACGAUAAACAGGAAUUUAUGUAGCAUGAGGCAAAAAAGAUCAGACUCUUAGAUAUAAGAUAAUCAAUAAUAAUGAAAGAAAAACAAACAGUGUAAAAUCAUUCGUAAAAAACAUUUGCAUGCAUUGUUGUGAUGAUUCCUUUACGAACUUAUUAUGAGAGAAGUGACGUUAGUUUUUAGAGUAGUGAGUUCUGCCAUUUUGUAACUCGAUAAUUAGUCAAGAGAAGGGUGUUGUCCUGUGGUUUUGUGUCUCGUCUUCGUGCAGUGUGAGUCUAGUUAUGAAUUGAGGUUUUUGUUCGGUUUAUCGACAUUUAAAAUUUGCCCUUCCUGUACACCUCUGAACACCUCCCCCCUCCUCCGCUCCUCUUAUUAUGAUAGUCACUCGAGCGACAUGCUCUGUCGUGGAAAAAGAAUGUAGAAGGCACAUUCUACACUCUUGUUGUCGUCUGUUCCUGUAGAUAUAGGAAUUCACGCAAAAGGUUCUAGAUGAAAUCGUAAUUGUGACUGUUGUCUGUGUGUGGGCCCAGUUUUGUCAUAUGUUUUGUAGAUUAUUCUUUGGACAAACAAUUAUCGGUAAAUACUAGGAAUAUACAUAAAUGGAGAAAAGAGAGGAGAGAGAUUUUCCAAAAGGAACCCUUUUGUCAGGUUUUUGUAGAAUAGUUUUGUAGCGUAACGUCCGUAUUAAGAUUCCUUUUCGGAGGAAUCAGAGGUUUCUCUGUGUUUGAUCAGUCUUUUGGACAAUCUCUACAGAAGCAAUGGAUGCUGGUGCCGAAACCAGUCAUUUGGUACUGUACUGCGAUUUCUAUUUGUCUAUCUGCUCUUGCGUUCUUUUUUGCACUCUAUAUAUCCGAAGAAAUUGGUUCGGAUGUGUGAUUUAAUCUUUCAAGUGUCAACAGUGAGCUGAGAUUUUAUGUUUUAUUUAUUAAAUUUUUUUGUAUUUAUUUCUUGACGUCAUCUAUUCCCAGACUUUCGAAUCUUGAGUCACUUUCUAGGACAUGAUGCACUACCCUUGUGCAUCCCCUCUCUCCUCUCCUUUCUUCGCUGACAAAAGCAAUCCCACUUUCCCUAGCAGUCCGGCCCACCAAUGAAAUUUUGACUCGAAUGCAAAACAAAAGUCUCUUUUAUUUUGCAUCACAUCAUGUUUUUUUGUUCACUCUUACACUCUUGAAGAAUCAAAACCUAUUUUAAGUCUAUCAGAUCAUUUAAAUAUCUUUAUUUUUACAUAGUAACUUAUUUCAUGUAUUGUGUAAGACGCUGGACAAAGAGUCUGUUUAAAUGAUAUAGGUAAUCUAACAUGUAAUCGGAUGAAAUAGCGAAGGUGUUUCUGGGACCUUGUCAACGCCACGACGGGUGGAAUACGUGAAUCAUUAUCCCAUCAAAAUGGCAAAAAAAUGUUGUGUGAUGAUCUUGUUCUGAACAAGAUGGCCGCUACAUUGUUUGUCAUCUACACCUUUUAAAACCUGUCUCGUGACGAGUACUGUGUUCUGUUUUCUGUGUUCAACAUUGUUUGCUGUGUACAUGUAUGUGUGGGUUUUCGUAAUCGUCAUUUAAAAAAACAAAUCUUAUUUAUUUGACUAUUUAAAUUUUAUUUUUCUAUUUUCAUAAAGGUCUGACACUCACUUUAUUUCCCAAUGUAUUUAUGGUUGUGUUGACAUGAAAUAUGUAAAACCCUGUUUUUUCUUGAAACACCCGUAAAGUUACGUGUAUAUAUUUAUGUAUUAUUGCUUAACACACAUGGAUUUGAUUACUAUUUAAGUUUGUCAUUUAUUUUAUUUGAAGAAAGGAAACAUUGAGGGUUCUAUUAUGUUCAUGGAAAACACUUGAGACUUUCCCCGUUUAAAUGGAGGGGUAUCAGCCCUCCCCUCACUGAUACUCAGAAACUUGAAUAUAACACAUUUUGAAAGGCUUACUAACCUCGAAUCUGUGUUGUGACGUGCAAUACUGUUUCUAAUGUUUGUAUAAAAAAGUAAGAAUUGCAGUGUAUACCUUUUUAAUGCAGAUUUAUUUUUUUCAUUGCAUAUUUUGCAAAUUUCUGAUUCACAGUGUCAUUUUUUACUGUCAGAAAAGAUGAAACCCCUUUUUUUCAUUGCAACUAUUUUUAAAUCCAGAUAUCUUUGUACUGAUGUAAAUGAUUGUAGUUAUUUUGGAUAGUGUUUUGCUAACAAAUGGAGAAACUUUUUCAUGCAUAUUUCUAUUUCUUUUUUGUUUGUUUUUGUUUUAAUUUUACUCUGAUAGUGGCAAAAUAUUUGAGAUAAUUUUUCAUAUUAUAUGUCAUUAAUAUUAUUUUGUAUUUUUAUGUGGAAAUUUAUGAAUAUAUAAUUUUAUGAUGCUAACUGCUAAAAUAUUAUUUCGAUUCGAAUUAUUUUUUGAAAGCUAAAAUCUUUGUAAAAUUGUUAAUGUUCUAGUUUCUAAAUCAAGUUUGUGUAUAGAUUCACACAAGUGGUUUAUGAAGUGUUCUGACUGUAAUUAUUACUGAAUGGAUCUUUGAUAUGCAAACUGAAUAUCAUGUUGUUCUUUAUUUUGAUUUGUUUUGUAUUUAAAUGGGGUGUUGAUUACAAUCUUUUUCUUUCAUUCCCUGAAUAAAGACCCAUUCUGUUCAGACACAAGCUGCGCGUCUCAGCUGUUUUAUUUGUAUUCUUUUUGACUGA
Xyrauchen texanus (razorback sucker) is the source of this 6107-nucleotide messenger RNA. Its product is annotated as cytoplasmic polyadenylation element-binding protein 2-like. Gene Ontology annotation, molecular function: translation factor activity, RNA binding; mRNA regulatory element binding translation repressor activity; ribosome binding. Gene Ontology annotation, cellular component: cytoplasm; neuron projection; nucleus. The record is from RefSeq and is a predicted model, not a curated record. Gene Ontology annotation, biological process: negative regulation of cytoplasmic translation. The transcript has 11 exons. The coding region runs from base 279 to 2426 and encodes 715 amino acids. NCBI's taxonomy places the organism in Eukaryota, Metazoa, Chordata, Actinopteri, Cypriniformes, Catostomidae.